GAAGAAGAAGAAGAAGAAGAAGAAGAAGAAGAAGAAGAAGAAGAAGAAGAAGAAGAAGAAGAAGAAGAAGAAGAAGAAGAAGAAGAAGAAGAAGAAGAAGAAGAAAGUCCCGCCCACUGACUGAUGGUACUUGGUUGCUAUGACGACACCAAGCUCUAAAGGGCUAACUACUUCUGCUCGGUUCAAGAGUUCCUAAAAUCGACAAGCUGUCAUGUCUGAGGUGUUUAAAGACAAGUCCCAGAGGAGAGGACAUGGAGCCCGAGGCAAAGAGGCCACAGGCAGGACCAAGGACUCCAUAAGCACUGUGUCGUACAUUGAUGAACUCGCACACCAUGAUGACAACGCUCGGAUGGCCAUAACAACGGAGAACACCUACCAGCUGGGACCAAAUAAACGCAUGCCUGUCCCUGCUGUCACAGACAUACUGAAGGACGUACUGACCAGUUACCUCCAGGAGGAGAAAUACGAAGUAGAAUGGUCUCAGAAAAUGACAAAAACAAUAUGUGAGGUGAUCAGAGCCCGUGUGAAGGAACUCAUGAUUCCCAGAUAUAAGAUCGUGGUCCUGGUCCACAUCGGCCAGCUCGCGGGACAGAGCAUGCAGAUCAGCAGCCGCUGUCUAUGGGACGCCGCUAAUGACACCUUCGCCUCCUUCUCCUUCAAAAACAGCUCUCUGUACGGCGUGGCCACUGUCUACGCUGUUUACUAUGAGUAAACCAUACACACAAAGACUGAUAAACACUUUAGAUUCCUAAAAGAUUUCUGCUGUUAAAGAGUAUAUUUUGCCAAGUAUCAAAUGAUAAACAAGAAUUUGUAAGCAAAAUCACGGUGUUUUUUAUUAUUGGUAGCAUGGAAAGUGAAAUUACAUUAUGUUCUGAAGAUUUUAUUUCAAUGUGUUGAUGAUUUUGGGGAUGUUGUCCUCUAGCAGAGCAUGGAGAGGUCACUCUUUCGACAGCCUACUUGGCAGCACACUGUUAUUAGCGCCUGGUUUAGGUCCCGCCACUGACGGUCAUUAUCUGUCCUCUUCAGUUCUGGCUCUCUGCGACCUGCAAACAGACAUAAACCAAUCUGUCAAUGAUUUGAAAUGAACCCCAAUGCUACAAAGAGAAAUAUAAGUGACUGUUCACUCACCGUCUUGCAAAGUCUCCUCUCCCCCCGUCACUCUUCUCCACCUGGAUCCUCCGCAGGUGUACACCACUGCCCGCAUUAACGCCCGGCCACACAGCCUCAGUGUGUUUUUGUUGUCCUGCGUCUGAACAUGCGCCACACACACCGUGCACAGCAGCAACGCAAGCAGGAGUACAGAUUUCAUGUUGUUUAUUUUCAGAAAACCUGAUCCAGAUCAACCCUUUUUAUACAGAGUCUACUGUGACGUCACACAUCUUCCUAUCUCUGGUCACCACCAUGCGCUUCAACAGCGGAUGUCCACCUGGUCAUUUAGGGAUAUGUGUGGGAAUCUAAGCCAUUGUCACUGAUUAAGGACGUUUUCUUAAAUGUUAAUGAGAAUGAAUUGCUCUUUUAUGUCCCUUUUUAUUGCCAUGGAUUUAGCAAAGUGUUUCCUAAUGGGUGGCUUGAGAUAUCCGUCCCCGAACAAACUGAGAUGAUGGCUCUCUACAUAGCAACAGUGGAGAGUGGGCCGCUAUCAUGGACAUAAAUCAGUGAUUCCAGGCAGAGACCUUUGCAUUAGCUGGGACAUUUGUUGUCAAAUUGAACUGUGUCAUGGAAUAAAUAUCACCUUCAAAUAGUGUU
Molecule: messenger RNA, 1746 nt
Organism: Gymnodraco acuticeps
Lineage: Eukaryota; Metazoa; Chordata; Actinopteri; Perciformes; Bathydraconidae
Gene: tctex1d1
Product: Tctex1 domain containing 1
Exons: 5
Coding region: 212-712 (166 amino acids)
Biological process (GO): microtubule-based movement
Cellular component (GO): cytoplasmic dynein complex; cytoplasm
Molecular function (GO): dynein intermediate chain binding
Source: RefSeq, a predicted model, not a curated record